Molecule: messenger RNA, 2201 nt
Organism: Colossoma macropomum (tambaqui)
Lineage: Eukaryota; Metazoa; Chordata; Actinopteri; Characiformes; Serrasalmidae
Gene: rtn2a
Product: reticulon 2a
Exons: 11
Coding region: 148-1695 (515 amino acids)
Source: RefSeq, a predicted model, not a curated record
GGGGAAGAGAAGGACGAGAGAAUGUGAGGGAGCCAGGAAGAGGAGAAGGGAGCGAUCCAGUGGAGGAGAGUAGCGGCCAGAAGGAGAGAGAGGAGGGGGUGUCCAGACUGGACGGACUGGACAGGCUCAGCAGUGCCUUGAUGGAGCAUGGGUCAGGUUCUAGGAUUCUCUCAUUGCAAAGAGUUUGGCUCUGUCUCCUCAACACCUGACUCCACUCCUCCCUGUACAGAUGGUGGUAAUGAGGAGUCAGACUUUCCAGAGCUGAUAACAGCAAGGGAGUGGUCUGAGGAUGAAGAAGGCCCUGAGGAUGAUGAUGGUGGCCUUAGCAGUCCCUCUGUAUGGGGCACCCCUCGUCAGAACUCCUUUGAACUCACGUUCUCCUACAUUGCCUUCUCUGAGGGUGAGGGGUCAUCACGCAGAGACUCAGGCCGACGCAGGGCAGGGGGCAGGGGUAGGCGGGGCUCACUGCAUCGAGUGGACACUGUGGAAACUCUCUUACCUCCAGACUCCCCCACUGUGGAGUGGGACCCCCAUGCCUUCAUGAGUGGAGAAGGGGAGCUGGAAGCAGGUCAGAUCGGGGAGCUUCCUGAACCAACAGAGAGCAUCGAUAGGACUCUAGAGCCCCCCAGACAAGACAUAGAGGAAACUUCUGAUAAAGACACAGGGACACCCGGAGAAGUGGGGGAAAUCUCAGGCAGCCAGACAUACUGCGUUACAGAGAGUUUACAAACUCAACAGCUUCAUGGGUCAGAGCCCCCUGUCACCACGGAAACCAUGGCCACAUCGCAGACUGAAGACACAUCACGCCUAACACCACCUCUGAUUGGUCAAAACACUCAGGAAGAGCUGACAAGAGAACGAUGGAUUUCUACUCUCGACCUAUCAGAGGGGCCGACGAUACACAUCCACAUAGCAGUGUCUCUGUCUUCUUUGUUGGGGGCGGGUAUGAUUGAUCAGUGUUAUUUUUGGCCAGUGGGUCGAGGGGCUGUUGACAGCACAGGCCAGAAACAGCUGCAGGGUCCUAGGUUGAUCAGGGGGACAGAGAGGUGGCAGGAGAGCGCUCACCCUCCAGCAGCUAGCAGGAUGGCCAGUAAAGUAAUGGACCUGAUCUACUGGAAGGACACAGAGCGGACAGGCAUGGUGUUCACUGGGCUGGUGGUGGGCCUGCUGUCCCUCUUCCAGCUCAGCAUCAUCACUGUGGUCUCAACUCUUUCACUGGCCAUCAUGUGCUUCACCCUCUCCAUACGGAUAUACUGCAAAGUCCUACAUGCCCUGCAGCUCAGAGACAGCGCACACCCCUUCAAAUCAUACCUGGACAUGGACAUUGGCCUGAUUGGAGAACAAGCUGACCACUACAUGCAGAGAGUAAUUGUCAUGAUCUGCUCUGCUGUGGAUACACUGAAGCGCCUGAUCUUUGUGGGUAACCUGUUUGACUCCCUCAAGUUUCUCCUGCUGAUGUAUCUGGUGACGUAUCUGGGAGCCCUUUGCAAUGGCCUUACUCUGCUCAUCAUUGGUGUGAUUGUUGUCUUUUCUGUCCCCCUGUUCUAUACUCGGCACCAGGAGAAAGUGGACACCAUCCUUGCAACAGUACAAGCCCACAUUGACAACAUUAAGGACAUCCUGACUCGACUAGCCCAGGGUGGUGGCCCUCCCUCUGACCCCACCCCAGGUGGAGCCAAACCCAAAAGCCAGUGAAGUGUCACAGAGGGGCGGUGUCAGAAAGGAUGAGGGAGGAACAAUAGGCUGUCACUCAGAUGUCUUAAUCAACUGUUUGGAGCACCACUUUCAGAGUAAUAGAGGGUAAUGAGAUAUGGUGUAGUCUGAACAAGGAAAUAAGGAUCUAUGAAGGAUGAACAGAGUGGAAAAGUGAUUUGAAUUUAGAGGCACUUUUUGGUCAUGUAUGGCUCAGUGGAGUCCUGAAAGUCUGUCUGGAAAAAAGAAGAAAUUGAUGAUGUCAUCAAACCAUCGAGCCUUGAACACAUGGGGUGGUGCACCAGAACUUUUUUGAAACGAGAAUGACCGGAGUCUGCACUAAAGAUGAGCCAAAACCAAGUAGCCCAGGACCAGAGUGCCAGUUCUUCUUUCACUUUUAACAGUUUUAAAGAGAAUGACGUGUGUGUAUGUGUGCAGUCAUGGACGUGCAGCUUCAUCCUGUGACAAUAUGUGAGAGCUAUUAAAACUGCAGUAUCAUUUUCUUUUUC